This is a messenger RNA of Penicillium crustosum, 384 nucleotides long. RefSeq lists its product as uncharacterized. The transcript is spliced from 4 exons. The record is from RefSeq and is a predicted model, not a curated record. Lineage: Eukaryota; Fungi; Ascomycota; Eurotiomycetes; Eurotiales; Aspergillaceae. Bases 1 to 384 code for a protein of 127 amino acids.
AUGACCAAAGGUACAUCAACAACCCCGGCCGAGUCCCAGCCUGUUGAGGCUCUCCCUGGGAGUCCAUACUAUGGGAUGCAUGGUCACUACUGGAAGUCAAACAGGGACAUGCCACCCACCAAAUGGCUCCAGGAGAACAAGAAGCUCUGCGCUUGUGAUGAACACCAGGCAAGCCAAUGGCCGAUGGAACACGCGAUCAUUACGAUUCCUCCCUGCGCCUACAAGUGUCCCUACUGCCCAAAGUUCGAUAACUUCGAGACUACCAGCCCUCAGGUAGUCAAGCUCCGUGCUCAUAUCAAACGUGACCAUCUGAAGAAAAAGCCGCAGGACUUCCUUGGGUUGUCUGUUACCCCGGGUAGAGUGACGAAGCCCCGCACGCCAUGA